CUCGCCCCUCCCGCCCAGUCCCCCGGGAGGCCCCGGCCGGUGCCGCUGUCGCCAUGGUCGCGGUUGUCGCGACUGUCCCGCCGCUGGUGGCGGCCGUCUGCCUGGCGCUCUGGGGCCCUGCCGGGUCCGGCCGGCUGCUGCUGACCGGGGUCGGGGCCGUCCUGGCGGGACUGGCCGCCCUGGCCGGGGUCAAGGCUCUGGUGGCCCACGCGCGUCUGUGGCACCGGCUAAUGCCCGUGCCCAGCGUGGCCCGCGCCCUUCCUCUGGUGGGCCACGCUCUGCUCCUGAAGCCAGGUGGUACAGACUUGUUUCAACAGGUGAUCCAGUACACGGAGGAGUUUCGCCACAUGCCCCUAUGGAAACUGUGGAUCGGACCUGUCCCCAUGGUGAUUCUGUACCACGCGGAGAGCGUGGAGGUGAUCCUCAGCAGCUCAAAGCAAAUCAGCAAAUCCUAUGUAUACAGGUUUCUGGAGCCAUGGCUUGGCCUGGGGCUACUGACCAGCACCGGGGGGAAAUGGCGCUCCCGAAGGAAGAUGUUGACCCCAACCUUCCACUUCUCCAUCCUGGAAGAGUUUGUGGGGGUCAUGAAUGAGCACGCUCAGACCCUAGUAGAGAAAUUUGAGAAACACGUCGACCGAGAUGCCUUUGAUUGCUUCAUGGACAUCACCCUCUGUGCCCUAGACAUUAUCUGUGAAACUGCCAUGGGCAGGAACAUCCAGGUGCAGACCAAUGGCGAUUCAGAAUAUGUUCGGACCAUCUACAGGAUGAGCGACCUGAUCCAGAGAAGGAUUUUGAUGCCAUGGCUGUGGCUCGACCCCUGCUACCUACUGUUCCAGGAAGGCCGGGAGCAUCGGCAGAAGCUCCGGGUUCUGCAUGAGUUCACAGACCGCGUGAUCGCAGAACGCAGCAAGGAGCUGGAGUGGAGCCGGCAGAUGGCCCUGAAGGGCCCUGGGUCCUCAUGUGCCAGGCGCCGGGCUUUCCUAGACCUGCUCCUGGAGACUGCAGAUGAUGCCAGAAAUGGGCUGAGCCUGCGCGAUGUGCGGGAGGAGGUGGACACGUUCAUGUUUGAGGGCCACGACACCACUGCUGCAGCUAUGAGUUUCGUCCUGUACCUCCUUGGAUCUUGCCCAGACGCCCAGAGGAAAGUGAAUGAUGAACUGGAUCGGGUGUUCGGGGACUCUCCUCGCCUUGCCACAAUGGAUGACCUGAAGGAACUGCGCUACCUGGAGUGUGUCAUUAAGGAGAGCCUGCGGCUUUUCCCUUCUGUGCCCUUCCUGGCCCGCACAGUCAGCGAGGACUGCUGCAUCGCUGGAUUCUGCAUCCCCAAGGGCACUACUGCUCUCAUCUGCCCUUUCGCUCUGCACCGGGACCCCAGGUAUUUCCCCAACCCCGAGGAAUUCCGGCCAGAGCGCUUCUUGCCUGAAAAUGCCCACGGUCAGCACCCGUUUGCCUACGUGCCUUUCUCCGCAGGACUGCGCAACUGCAUUGGUCAGAGGUUCGCCCUGCUGGAGGAGAAGACUGUCCUGUCGUGCCUCCUGCGGCGAUUCUGGGUGGAAUCAGUCCAGAAGCGGGAGGAGCUCAGCCUGGCUGGAGAGCUGAUCCUCCGCCCCACCUGCGGCUUGUGGAUCAGGCUGAAGAGGAGGAGAGUGAAGACCUCCCUGGACUAGCCCCAGACCAGGAGGUGUCUCCCUGCGUCUUCCAACGCCCCCCCCCCCCGCCCCGCGACCUCCCACCCCCUGGCCUCAUCCUGGGGAUCAGGCUCCAUGGGCCCGGGCUUGGCCACCCCGCCCACCCAGGGUCUGCACGGUGCCACUGACCAGCCGGGCCUGGGUCUGAGCCUGGGCCUGGGCAAUUCCCUGUGGCCCGUCCUGAAGACGGAACUUCGGUCCUCUCAGGACUUUCUGUUUGGUGUCUAGUAGCUCCGCACGCACCGCCCUCGGGGGCAUCCAACUCCUCCUCUCUCCCUUCUCUUCCCCCUCCUCCUGCCCCUCAGCCUGCCCCCCUCUUUUCCUUCUCUCCCCCCCACCUCCUCCCCUUCUCUCUCCCCUCUUUGAGCCCUUUCUUCCUGUUUCAGCAUUUUCACUUUUUCUUUGGGUACAAACAAAUCUGUUAUUGCCGGUCUCAUGGCCGUCGUUGUUUUAAAAGUGGUAGUAAACUUUAAACAGA
This is a messenger RNA of Ornithorhynchus anatinus (platypus), 2166 nucleotides long. Its product is annotated as cytochrome P450 4V2. The record is from RefSeq and is a predicted model, not a curated record. Lineage: Eukaryota; Metazoa; Chordata; Mammalia; Monotremata; Ornithorhynchidae. The transcript has 11 exons. Gene Ontology annotation, molecular function: monooxygenase activity; oxidoreductase activity, acting on paired donors, with incorporation or reduction of molecular oxygen; iron ion binding. The coding region runs from base 54 to 1667 and encodes 537 amino acids.